CAGUCGGAUGGCAUAAUAGAAAUGCUACGUUUCGAUGAAGGAGACCUAUUGCAGACUGAGACAACAAUUGGCCUCAGUUCAUAUCAACAGAAAAGUGUAUCCUUGUAUCGGGGAAAUUGCCGACCUCUCCGGUUUGAGCCACCAAUGCUGGACUUCCACGAACAGCCAGUUGGAAUGCCAAAAAUGGAAAAAGUUUACCUACAUAAUCCUAGCUCAGAAGAAACAAUUACAUUAGUAUCAAUAUCUGCUACUACAUCACACUUCCAUGCAUCGUUUUUCCAGAAUAGGAAAAUUCCUCCAGGAGGCAAUACGUCCUUCGAUGUAGUUUUCCUCGCGAGAGUAGUGGGGAACGUGGAGAACACUUUAUUUAUUAACACUUCUAAUCAUGGGGUAUUUACUUACCAGGUGUUUGGCAUUGGAAUACCGAACCCCUAUCGGCUGCGCCCUUUUAUUGGGGCAAGAGUUCCUGUAAAUAGCAGUUUUUCUCCUAUAAUAAAUAUCCACAACCCUCACAGUGAACCAUUGCAGGUGGUGGAAAUGUAUUCCAGUGGGGGUGAUCUCCACUUGGAGCUCCCAACGGGGCAGCAGGGAGGUACAAGGAAGCUGUGGGAAAUUCCUCCCUAUGAAACGAAAGGAGUGAUGAGAGCCAGCUUUUCUUCCAGAGAAGCGGAUAAUCAUACAGCUUUCAUUAGAAUAAAAACAAAUGCCUCAGACAACACAGAAUUUAUCAUUCUCCCUGUUGAAGUAGAAGUUACAACAGCUCCRGGAAUCUAUUCAUCCACAGAAAUGCUAGAUUUUGGUACACUACGGACACAAGAUCUGCCAAAAAUUUUAAACCUGCACUUACUAAAUUCAGGAACAAAAGAUGUGCCAAUUACAAGUGUUAGACCUACGCCACAGAAUGAAGCUAUAACAGUGCAUUUCAAGCCAGUAACGUUAAAAGCCUCUGAAAGUAAAUACACCAAAGUUGCAAGCAUUAGCUUUGAUGCAUCUAAAGCGAAAAAAGCAUCGCAGGCUUCAGGCAAAAUAACUGUGAAAGCAAAAGAGAAGAGCUACUCCAAACUUGAAAUACCAUAUCAAGCAGAAGUGUUGGAUGGAUAUUUGGGGUUUGAUCAUGCUGCCACACUCUUUCAUAUCCGUGACAGUGCUUCUGAUUCCGUGGAAAGACCAAUCUACUUAACAAACACGUUCAGUUUUGCAGUCCUCAUACAUGAUGUUUUGUUACCAGAAGAAGCAAAACCAAUGUUUAAAGUUCAGAACUUCAGCAAACCUGUCUUAAUUCCACCUAAUGAAUCCAGAUAUAUUUUUACACUUCAUUUUAUGCCUUCCACAUCAUCUGUUCAUAUAGAUAACAAUAUUUUACUCAUCACCAACGCUUCUAAAUUUCACCUACCUGUCAGAGCAUACACAGGGUUUUUAGAUUACUUUGUGCUGCCUCCAAGAGCUGAGGAACGAUUUAUAGAUUUUGGAAUACUGAGCGCAGCAGAAGCUACUAGCAUUUUAUUUGCAGUCCUCAACAGCAAUCCAAUAGAGCUGGCUAUAAAAAGUUGGCAUAUUAUAGGGGAUGGUUUGGCCAUAGAACUCCUAACAACKGAAAAAGGAAACAGGACAACAAUAAUUGCAAACCUUCCUGAGCUGCAAAACGCUGGUGCGUCAGAUCAGUCUUCAGUGAUACUGACAUCUGGUUAUUAUGCUGUGUUUAGAGUAAAACUAAUAGCAAAAGAACUUGAAGGAAUUCAUGAUGGAGCUGUACAAAUCACAACAGAUUAUGAGAUUUUAACUAUACCAGUGAAGGCAGUAAUUGCUGUAGGCUCCCUGACGUGCUCCCCAAAACACGUUUUUCUUCCRCCAUCCUUUCCAGGGAAAGUAGUCCACCAGAGCCUGAACAUUAUGAACUCCUUCUCCCAGAAAGUGAAAAUACAGCAGAUACGCUCCCUAUCUGAGGAUGUGAGGUUCUAUUAUAAGAGGCUGAGAAGUAAUAAAGAAGACUUAGAGCCAGGAAAAAAAUCCAAGAUAGCAAAUAUUUAUUUUGACCCCGGUUUGCAGUGUGGGGAUUAUUGUUAUGUAGGAUUACCAUUUUUAUCUAAAUCGGAAUCUAAAAUUCAGCACAACUUAGCAAUGCAAGAAGAUGCAUGGGAUUCUGACUGGGAUUUGCAUGAGAACUUGUACAGAGGCUGGAUGGAAAUAAAAGAGAAAUCAAGUCAUCGACCGAGUGCCAUGUUCGAGGUAGACACRGAUCUGCAGAAGGAGGUGCGGGUGAAGGUGACGGCAGAGCUGGCCUGGCCGUCGGUGCUCAGCUCCCCGCGCCGCCUCACCUUCCCCCUUACCAACACAAACGGCUCCUCAGAGGAAGACAUUUUUCUAGAAAAUCCAGCUGACGUUCCUGUGUAUGUUCAAUUCCUUCCUGUAGCUCUGUAUUCUAACCCAGCCACCUUUGUCGAUAAGCUCUCGGAACGGUUUAAUUUGAGUAAACCUACAAAUUUCAAUCCGAGAACUCUAGAAUUCCAAGUCUUCAGAAACUCUGUCCAACCGCUGCAGAGCACUGUGGGACUUGCAAAGGGCCUGGCUCGGCAUUCAAUCUUAAGCCUAAUAUUAAAACCUGGAGAAAGAAAGUCUGUCAAAGUAAAAUUCACUCCAGUUCUUAAUAAAACUGUUUCAUCCUUAAUUGUUAUCAGAAAUAACUUGACAGUAAUAGAUGCCCUACUGGUGCAAGGGCAGGGAACGACGGAGAGCUUGAGGCUGGCAGGCAAACCUCCCGGGCCGGGGAGUUCUUUACGCUUUAAAAUCACGGAARCCUUGCUGAGGGACUGCUCGGAGAAAAUGAAAUUAAGAGAACCAAAUUUCACACUGAGAAGAACUUUCAAAGUGGAAAAUACAGGGCAGCUGCAGAUCAACGUGCAAUCCAUGGAAAUCAGUGGAUAUACGUGUGAAGGAUAUGGAUUUAAAGUAGUUAACUGUCAAGAGUUUGCACUAAGUGCCAAUGCCUCUAAAGAUAUAGUCAUACUGUUUACACCAGAUUUCACUGCUUCCAGAGUCAUCCGUGAGUUAAAAUUCAUCACAGCAGGAGGCUCCGAGUUCGUUUUUGUCUUGAAUGCCUCCCUGCCGUAUCAUAUGCUAGCGACAUGUGCAGAGGCUCUGCCCAGGCCCAACUGGGAGCUCGCGCUCUACGUCGUCAUCUCAGGAAUAAUGAGCGUGCUCUUUCUCUUGGUAAUCGGAACAGCCUAUCUAGAAGCUCAAGGAAUUUGGGAGCCAUUCAGGAGACGCCUCUCCUUUGAGGCGUCGAACCCUCCCUUUGAUAUGGGAAGGCCAUUUGAUCUCAGGAGAAUAGUUGGAAUUUCAUCUGACGGAAACUUGAACGCGCUCGGGUCGGACGCUCAGCACACCUCAUCCCGAGGGAUGUACGGCGCCGGCGGUGCCUCCUCGCGAGCGGGAGCGGGGAGUCACAAGCAGUGCAACGCGGCGGCCCAGCUGCAUGGCGGCAGGAACGCGCCCGACGUGGAGAGCACCAGGGCCCGCGGCAGCUCCAGCCUCCCGAGCAGGACUUCGGCGCCAGGCGCCGCCGUGCCCCGRGCGGGCCCCUUUGCCGCAGACUCGGGCACCCCUCCGCAGGCGCACGGCCCCGGCAGGAGGGCCAGGGGCUCGCGGCAGAGCCAGCCGCCGAGCUCGGCACCGACAGCACCGCCGCUGCCGGAGCAGCCGCCGGAGGCGCCGGCCGAGGGCACCGCGGCGUCGCUGCCGCUGGCCGGACCCCAGGGCGCCGGCAGCAGGAGGCACAGCUCCGAGGACUCGGACCUCACGGGCCUCAUAGAGACUAUGGACAAAGACUUUGAGCACCCAGAAUCCCCGUCCCCAGACGUGUUUACAGAGCAGCCCCCAUCUCCACUAGCAAAAAGCAAAGGGAAAGGGAAGGUACUUCAGCGGAAGUCCAAGCCACAGAAGAAGCGGGAAGAAAAGGAAAGAAGAGGGAAGGGGAAGCAACAGGAAGAUGAACUGAAGGAUUCCUUGGCAGAUGAUGACAGUUCUUCAACCACAACCGAAACCUCCAACCCAGACACAGAAGCACUUCUGAAAGAGGAGCCUGAAAAACAAAAGGGAAAAACUACAUCAGAAAAAACUGAAAAUGAAACAGUCCAAGUAAAACAGAAAAGUAAAAAACUGCUAGCAAAUAUCAAGAAAGAAAUCCCUGUAGAUGUGAAAACCAGUUCUUUGGAAUUGUCAUAUACUCCCCCAGUGGAAAGCAAGCCACGCAAAACCUUUCCAGCUAAGAUACCUACACAGCACCUUCUGACAAAUGGGUCCAAAUCAAGAAACCUCCCCAAAACACGAGGUCCAAACAGUAAGUUAAUGGAGAGCAGGCCUUCAGUGUUAGCAAAAUUUCUCCCCAGUGGGUCUGGACAGGAGCUCGGAAACACCAGCAGCUCAGAAGGGGAAAAGGAUUCUCCGCCACCCGAGUGGGACUCGGUGCCGCUGCACAAAGCCGACAGCUCCACAGACAACCUGUACAAACUGUCUCUCCAAACGCUGAGCGCGGAUGCUUUCCUGAAGCAGCGCCAGCCCUCGCCGACGCCUGCCUCUCCGUCACCACCGCCGCCUCCUCCUCCUCCUGCAGCCUUAGCCUUUGGGCCGCGAGGAGGCACCUACAGCAGCAUCGUGAACAGCAGCUGCAGCAGUGAAACAAAAACCAAGCAGACUAAUGGUACCAAACACAAGCUGGCAAAGGCUGCAUCUCUGCCAGGCUGGAAUGGAAAUCCCACUUUUGCUGCUGUAGCUGCUGGUUAUGAUAAGAGCCCAGGUGGCAGCGGCUUAGCAAAGAUUUCACCAACUAAGACAGAUGUUUCCAGCAAUAUCAGCAUUUCCCACACAGUUGUUGACAGUGAUGGCUCUGACAGUUCAGGUUUAUGGAGUCCCAUCAGCAACCCUGGCAGCCCUGACUUCACGCCCCUCAAUUCAUUCUCUGCAUUUGGACAUUCUUUUAACUUAACUGGAGAGGUUUUUAGUAAACUUGGUUUAGCUCGACCUGCUUAUGGGCAGGAUGUUCAGAGAAACUGGAGUGAAUUCAACAAUGUUCCGUCAUCCAUCUGGGACCCUUCAGCUACAGAUUCUGUACCCUCCUGGCCAACUAGCUCGAGUUCCCCAACUCACACAACUGCAUCGAUCCUGGGCAACCCAAGCGGCCUGUGGUCGAGCACUCCGUUCAGCAGCUCCAUCUGGUCGAGUAACCUCAACAGCGCCCUCCCCUUCGCCACUCCAGCGAACACCUUGUCAGGGAUCGAUCUCAUGGGCAGCGAAAACCCCUCGCCGCCGCCGCCCGCCCCGCCGCCCCCGGCCCCCGUUCCAAAUCCCGCUGAAGACCUGGGACAGACCUACAAUCCUUGGAGAAUCUGGAGCCCCACGAUUGGAAGAAGAAGCUCAGAUCCUUGGUCUAAUCACACUAUCCUCACGAAAACUGAAAUUAAAAGGAAAAACAAACUUCUAUCCAGGUCAUGAUACAAUUCUGAAUGGUAAUUUUUGAAACAUCAUUUUCAGGCUGUUGCUGGUCAUUGCUUUUUUUU
Molecule: messenger RNA, 5552 nt
Organism: Nothoprocta perdicaria
Lineage: Eukaryota; Metazoa; Chordata; Aves; Tinamiformes; Tinamidae
Gene: TMEM131
Product: transmembrane protein 131
Cellular component (GO): membrane
Source: RefSeq, a predicted model, not a curated record